AUCCUGAUAAUUUGUGUCCCGGCUGCGAACACAACAACUGCAUGUUGCUGCCUCUGGAACAAAGAGUUGCCUCGCUCCACGCCAUCUCACCUCUGGCGCUGCUGGGAUCAAACUCACCGCCCUCUCUGUCAUCAGGCGCCCCAGCCUAGCCUCGGACCUGGAUUCUUGGCCCAGCCCACGAGUCGGGGCUUGGGGGGGAUUAAGCCUUGGGACCUGCUUAUCGCUCGCCCGGAGACGUUGGGCUGGGCUGGAGCCCCGUUUGCCUUGUCAUGGUAUCGCUGCUCCUGCUGGAGGCUGCCUCCUUCAAUGUUAAUGUGCCUCACCGCUCCUUGGGCCUGUAUCGCCAUCUUCAUCUGCCAUUCCGCCCCAUCAGGGCCUGUUCUCGCCAAUGCCGCUGCAACUGAGGUGAAAAGGAGAAAAAGAUGAAAGAAAAGCAGAAAUGGACGAGCCCGAGGCUCCGUCUCCUGAACGUUUCUACUUCAUUGCCACCUGUAGGAAAAAAACACAAUGAUGGAGAUUGAGGUUCAGACUGAUCUCCUGCAAGAAGCCAAGGAGAGUAUCGAAGCAGCAAAGAGCUAUAAGGAUGAGUUGGAACAACGGUUACAAGGACUAAAUCAAGCAAGAAAACAGAUCACUGAAAGUGCAGUGCAGACACGUGAUGUUUUGAAGAAUCACUUUAAUGACUUGAAGGCCAGGUUGACCAAGCUGCUAGAUGAACGGUUAGUGAUGUUGCUCCAGGAAGUGGAUAAAAUUGAGCAGGAGAGCAUCAAGCCCCUCGACGACUGUCAGAAGUUAAUUGAGCAUGGUGUAAACACAGCAGAUGAGCUACUUCGAGAAGGAGAGGUUGCUGUGUGCUGUGGAACAGCACAAGAGGAGAAACUUGGAAACUUCACUAAAAAAGCUUUGCAAAUCCAACUUGACAGUUUGCCAGAAGUCCCUUCAUUGGUGGAAGUACCAUGUUUAUCAGCUCAGUUAGAUGAAAGCUUGCUCAGUUUUGUCAAGGACCGAAUCUUUAGCCAUGGAGCAAUCGCAUCUCGCCCUCCUGUUCAGAUAGACGAACUGACUGAAAGGCCUGGAGGGAUUCUUGUGCGAUGGUGCAAGGUUGAUGACGACUUUGUGGCACAAGAAUAUCGACUGCAGUUCUGUAAAAAUUCUACCUGCCAAUUUGAUGAUGUCUACAUUGGACCCGAUACCGAAUUUGUAGUUUUGCACAUUGACCCCAAUGUUGACUACAUGUUCCGUGUUUGUGCACGGGGAGAGGGGCGCAUGGAGUGGAGUCCUUGGAGUAUUCCGCAGAGUGGGUAUACCACUCUGACUGCACAUGAGUGGAUCACCGGUUGCGAAGGGUUUAGUCUCAGCAGUCGUAGAGACAUGGCACUGCGGAAUGAUUCUCCUUCAUCUGGUGUGUUGUAUUCUAAGGAGCCCACUUAUACUAGUGGACAGACUCUGACAUUUCGAAUGGAGGCGACAGGACUCCCAGAUAAGAGAGACAGUAUUGGUGUGUGUGUUGAGCCACAGAAUGAGUGUGAUUCCUUACAGAGAGACAAGGCCGUUUGCAUCAGCUCAAAUGGGGCUGUAUUUGUAAAUGGCAAAGAAAUGACAAAUCAGCUACCAUGUGUUUCUACUGGGUCAUCAGUGACCUUUGACAUGGAAGUUGUGAACUUGGGUUCCAGUUUCAGUGAUGGUGCCAGCUUCAAGCUGAGAAUGAUCAUAAGUUCUGGCAAUCGAGAAGUUGUGUUUGAUUGGCUGCUUGAUCAACCCUGUGAAGCCUUGUAUUUUGGAUGUUCCUUUGUGUAUCCAGGUUGGAAAGUACUGGUAUUUUAGACUCCAAUGAAUCCUCAUUUCCAAAUAGGGGAGGAUCAUCCUUUCCUUGAAGCUUCAGCUGUUGGAAAAGCCCUGAGCUUCAACGUAAUUAUUUAAACAAGAUUUGAAAAGGUUACAGAAGGUGAUUGUUUUUUUUAAAGAAGUGAAAUAAAACUGAACUUCAGUAUUAAAGAUGGAGAGUCCUGACAAUCCUGCCAAAUCUCUGCAAAAUCAUUGAAUAAAAGCAAUGCACAAAGCACCUGUGUUCUUGACAAGAUGAAUUUUGAUGACCUGCCUGUCAUUGGCAAUUUGAGGGGCGACAAAUACUUGUCUUAAUGAUCCACUUUUCUUCUACGUUACCAAGGUUCUAUAUCUUCAUUUUAAAACUAGUGGAGCAAUGGUAAUGUGAGAUGAGUAUCAAGUUACAAGUUGUUCCAUACAGCUCUACUAAAAGCAGAUCAUUACCACACAAAAUCCACAUGCCCCUUCACUUCAUAUUCUUCAAUUGCAUCCGCAGUGUCCCCUUCAAUGUUGCUCUGCCAUUCACAGCAAGUUAAAGUGGAUCUGUGUACUUAAGCCUAAUUUUAAAUUUAAAUAUUGUAUGCAGCUUGAGCAAUUUCAACCGUCCCAGGAUAAGUAACGAGUACAGUUUAACUUGAAAGACAUUUAGAGCCUUUUAAAAAAAAGGACUUCUGCCUGGUCUAGAUAAAGUUAUCAAUUUUUAGCCUUUGUAUUUCAGAUCAAGAUGUUAAUCAUGUACAGCCAGUGAAAUAGGAAUGAUUAAUCAGCCACUAGUUCAGUUCUGCCUUUUGCAACAUAGAACAUUAGAACAAAGUUUUAUUCUAAUGCUCUAGUGGAUAAAUUCACAAGUGAAAAAUUAAGAUUGAUUAGUGUACACCUAAAACAUUGUCAAAUAAGUCAACAGGUGAAGAGUAUUUCUUAUCACUGACAUUAAAAUAAAUGUAUACAAUUUCUUUCUGCUUAAAGCAUUCAGAUCAUGAUCGUAAUAAUAUAGAGGAGAGCCAUCCUGACUAUGAAAUUGCUGCUUGCAUGUUUUUCUAUCAGGAGCAAAACAAACAAAUAAACAUUCAGGUAAAAAUGAGAGAUCGUUGUAUUUUUGUUCCAAAUUUAAAGCCACAGACUUUAUCCAACUUGAUUUCCAUUCAAAUAAACAACAAACUACCUAAAGAAUUAUGACAUUUUCCUUCCCCAUUACUGUCAUCAACUGGUGGGAGGUAAUUACAUUGUUUCCAAUAUAUGUGAACAUGAGUAAUGAUGCAGAAUUGUCUGGAAGUUUGUGUUGUGAUAUGUAUAUUUUUGCAUUUGUAAUUCACUGAAAACAAUUAAGUUUUAAAACUUGUUGAAUUACGUAAAGUGCCUUUUAUCAAUAUAAGCAUGAUUUUUCAUAGAACAAUCAUUGUUUAAAAGUGCCUAUAUACAGUCCUUUAUAUUUUAAGAUUAAUAUUGACAAAUUCACAGUAUAAUGAAUUAAACCAUCAUUCUGCUUUAAAUACAAACUUUAACAGGCAUUGGCUUGAAUUGCUCUGGCUAAGUUUGGUCCGACAUGGUGCUAAACUGCUAAUCUUAAAGAUGUUUCUUGUGUUUGAGUUGGGCCAGUUCUUAGUGAGUUAGUGUAGAUCAACAUCCCAAUUUAAAUCUCGUCUAUAGCAGCUGAGAAGCAACCACUUGCCUUCUAAUCCAUCUUGGAUGGAGAUGGGGAUUAGAAAAUCCCCACCUCCAGUAAGAUUGUAGGGAAAAAACAAAAGGGUAAGAAAGCUAUUACCUAAACUCAGCUGUAAAGAGUAAAGUAUCAGAGAAACUGUGGAACUGUGCCAAUGCAGGAAUUGUGCACCCCUCCCAGCAGUGAUUCAAAAAGCCAAAUGGCAAUUUGUAGGGGCCUAUUAUAAACUGUUAAGUGAUAUUACAUUGUAGUAAACACACUUUAAAGGGAAGAAUGUGUUCAUUGCAAUGGUAUACCAGUCAAUUGAUCCAUUCACUAUAAUCUAACUGAAAAGAAAAUAAUGAGACCCAAUCAAAUUAAAUUUUAUUUUACCUCCACUUUUUAAAUGGAACAUUACCAGAUAUUAUGCAACUUUCCAGUUGUGAAAUGUGCUUGUCUUUAAUCUUCAAUGUAAUAAAAGUAUUU
This is a messenger RNA of Hemiscyllium ocellatum (epaulette shark), 3949 nucleotides long. RefSeq names its product cytokine receptor-like factor 3 (gene crlf3). The transcript has 9 exons. The record is from RefSeq and is a predicted model, not a curated record. The coding region runs from base 508 to 1824 and encodes 438 amino acids. NCBI's taxonomy places the organism in Eukaryota, Metazoa, Chordata, Chondrichthyes, Orectolobiformes, Hemiscylliidae. Gene Ontology annotation, molecular function: protein binding.